Messenger RNA from Seminavis robusta, 3334 nucleotides. The record is from the annotation of a GenBank genome assembly. Lineage: Eukaryota; Bacillariophyta; Bacillariophyceae; Naviculales; Naviculaceae.
UAUAUAUAUACCACCACUCGAUCUCCUUGUGUUCUUGGAAUAGUUGACGUUGUUGCUGCUUGAUCUACUAUCAUAUCAUACCAUGGCAACGGCAUCUACUACUGGUACUGGUUCAGUCAAAGAGAUUGGACGCAUUGUUCGAAAGAAGAAAUUCCAACGUCAUGUCAGCCUCGCCAUUCGCAACGACGGAGCCGUCUCGGUCCCGGUCCUCGUCGACCGCGAAUCUUCGUGUCUUCCAUGGUGCUGCUUGGGGGCGUGGAUUGAAGUCGAGGGAGUCCCGUCCAAAGACGGAAAACACAUCAUGGCAGCUCAAGUGACACUGAUACAGUGCGCUCCGGAUCCCAACGCGGUACUGCUGUGUCUGAAGCUAAUGACAAUUAACGACGACGACCAACAACAACUGCCUCUGCACGUCUUGUCAUGCAAGACGCAGUUGCAAUCGCUGGAUCAAGUGACAGAAAUUCUACAAGCCAGUCGAGACGUUCAGCGAAGAGAAAUCGCACAAUUGGUCCGACAAUUGAAUGGAUUGGAUGCCAAACGAAUAGCCUGUCAGAGAAAACCACAUACACGCCAACGGCAUUUGAAACUGCUCGAGAGAAUCGAAGGAGCGGUGCCCUUGAUGGAAAUUGUCGUCAAAAAUGACGAUGUCAAAAACAACGAUGAAGGAACCAAUUCAACAGUGGAUCCACACGAAGUAGUAGUAGUGGAGCUUCCUAUUAUCAAUCUUCCACAGAACAAUGACCACAAUGACAGCCAUCAUGAUGACGUGCCAAGCACGGAGCGAUUGGAGUAUCUGAGACAAAAGAAAUGGCCUCAGAUUCAAUGGAUACUCCAACGGUUGUCUCAUCAAAUGGGGGGCGAUUUUCGUCACGUCUUGGAUGUGGGUGGGGGGCGCGGCGAUCUAGCAGUGGCCAUUGCCAGAGCCUUUCCCACGGCACAUGUCACGGUAGUGGAUCAAAAUGAACCAUCCUUGGAGGCUGGAAGGGAGUAUGCGCGACAGCUGGGGUUGUCGGUUGCGACGAGUAGUUCAAAAGAAGGAGAAGAAGAAGCAACUAUGGGGCAAAUGAGAUUUCAUUGUGCCAACUUUGCGAGCUUUGUGGAAGAGUAUCAUCAUCAGGUCCAUCAAGAAAAUCAACCAGAAAACCAAAACAACAACAACAACAGACCAAUUGAUGUGGUAGUGGCGCUCCAUGCCUGUGGAGACCUGUCGGACUUGGCACUUCAAUUUGCACACAGAAUACAAGCAAAAUUUACAAUUUGCCCCUGCUGUUACACCAAGCGAUACAUUGGCCAAUAUGAACCUCUAUGGAUGCAACACUACAAGCAUUGUUUCCAGCAAUCAACUGGUGUUGUGCCUCAGGAGACACCAUGUGAACCCAACAACAAGGACAAUCUACCAGUAGCUGGUGGCUGCAAUGACUCAUUGGAUGACGAACCACAACAAAAGAACAAGGAGUACAAUCCGUCUUCUGACGAACAAAUUGCAGUUGUCCAGAGAUUGGCAGAGCUCAAUGAAAGUCCAGAGGUGUCCCACAGAGCGAUGCAUGUCAUCAACUCGCUGCGGCUGCAAUCUCUCUUUUCUCAAAAGGAUUGCAAUGAUGACACAACUGAUGAUCAAAGAAGCAGGAAAUCUCAUUCACAAGUAUCCGUGGAGUUGCAAGAAUACCAUUCAAAGAUUUCCAUGAGAAACAUUGUCUUGGUUGGUAAAUAAGAAAAGGAAAAUGACGUGUGUUGUUUGCCAUGAAAAAGGGGAGGGGGGAAUAGUUAGUAAAUCGCUAUUGCCAAAGGCCAAUGAAAAUUGCUGAGUUGCUUUGUUAGACAACUCCUUUGAACUCGAGGACCGUCAGGUGUUUCAAUGACAUGAGCUGGGAAUCCUUCCUUAGACUUUCCCAAAAAUGGAUAAAGACUUUGGGACUUUUGGGGGGGGGGGGAUGAUCCAUUACCCAUUGGCAUGAUGGUAUGUGGUUUAUAUGUAUCUUGAUCUAAUCUUCAACGCAUUAAAUAUUCAAGACAAAGACUAUGACUCCCCAAUGUCACUGCCAAGACAACAGGAGGGAGUUGGUUUGUUGCGUAUUACAGGCUGAGCCCUAAAAUAAAAUGGUUUCAGCAGGGCAAAAUUCUGCACCUAGAGGGCGCACCCGUCGGUGGCAAAUAUUCUGCACCUCGGGGGCACACACCUCAGCGGCAAAAAAUCUGCACCUCUAGUACCGGUAGACUGCACCUCGGUGGCAACAAAUCUGUACCUCUGGGGCACGCACCUUGGUGGCAAAAAUACUGUACCUCUGCUGUGCGCAAAUUUUCUGCGCCUCUGCUAGCCAGCUAGAUGAUGUACCUUAGCUAGCUGCAGGCAUAGCUGGUAGGGGCUACAUGUACGCAGCUCAAAAGGAUCAACCACCAGGACAUUUGUGAUUUGUGAGUUACCGCUUUGCUGUUGGUAGUACUGAAACCUCUGGUUUGCUUCCUUGACAACAGCAAGAUUUUGAUUUACCAUGCCUGCGAUAAAAACAAGAUGCUCUUCCACCGUGGCUUGUAGCAUCUUCAUGUUGCUCGUUCUGAGUGUAUCUGUAUCAGCCGUGGGUUUGGAUGCAGUGGGUGAAGAUCCCGUUAGCUAAGCCUGAGGCCUGGACAUUUGGAUGGGAAUCCAUUGUAUCCUUUCACUUUCCCUUGGCUCGUCGGGGCAGGAUUGGAUGCACAGCUGUCCAUUGCACGUGAUAACCUCAAGAAGAAAAAUUCCAAAGGAAGACCCUGCAAAGCAUGUGUGGCUUGGUCGACGCUUAGCCUACAAGUGGCUGCACCAGGAAGCACUCUCCGUGCACGCUAGACUACUCUACUCAUAGCAUACUCCACUUGCUAGCUAGCUAGCUAGGUAUGCUGCAUUGUUACAUUGUUACAUCUUGGGUAAGGUCAGUGCACAGUUUUCUGCGAGGCCUACUACCUGGUAGGACAACCAAGAAAAGCCAAUCUUUCUUCCGCCUACACGUCCUAUGGACCACGUAGAUCGUCACGUUUUGUUGUUUGUCGCAGUGUUGUCAAAAGCUGUGUUAUUAAUUAAGACUUCGACCCCGCUUGCAGUCGCAGGACAAAGGUUGAACCCAGUACUCGGUCUUGGGAAAUGCACUUCUAAGAAUAGCGAUGAGAUGGCUACCACUACGGCAUAAACCAUUGAGGAGUUGCUUGUUAAAAGUCAAAGCCAUGUUGAAACCAUUCACUUUUCUUGUACCAGUACGGUAUGCAAUGCCAACGUUUGUUGAGUCGAGUCGGGACAACUGUCAUUGAUACGUCUGAGAAAGAUACGACAAUGACGAUUUUGAGAUGUCGUCUAAAAGUCGUAUCA